AUGUCUAUGCCUGACGAGGACGAGCGACCGCUAAGGUCACGCAAGAGUGACCGACGCAAGUCCGGCGGCGGCGAGGCGGCCGUGGUGGCGCCACCGUCCGUGCCGGAGCGGCGGCGGUCGGGCGACUCCCGUCUCGGCGACCGACGGCGGUCGGCAGAUGCUGCGGGGACGGACGCGGUUGCCGCGGACGACCACGACGACGAAGGCGUGAUGAGUCCGGACAGCGAUGACAGCGGCAAGAAGAUGACGCGUGAGGAGCGUAAGAUGCAGGCGAUCAUGCGUGCGUUUGCCAAGCUAGAGAAGCAGGAGCAGCGGCGACGCGAGGCCCUCGUCCGCAUCGGCUCCACGGAGAAGCCCCCAAAGGAGAAGGUCGAGAAAGAGGAGCCAGCGGCGCAGGAGGGGAAGCCAGCUGCCGGUGCCGAGGAGGAGGAGGAGAGCAAGCCGGCAGCAGGAACGCCGGUGGCGAGGGGGAGGCCAACGCGGGGGAGGAAGGAGCGACGGAGGAACGCAUCGACGCCUGCCAAGCGGCACAGUCUGCUGGAGAGCGCCAGCUCCGAUGCCGUGCUGUCCGCCGACGAGUCCAACUCGAUGCCGGCGCCACCUGGCAUCGACAGCGCGCAGUCCACACCGUCGACGCCUCUCGACAAGGUCUUUCGCUUCCCAAAGACGAAGAAGGUAAGCGAGUAG
Priapulus caudatus is the source of this 687-nucleotide messenger RNA. RefSeq names its product histone-lysine N-methyltransferase 2E-like. Bases 1 to 687 code for a protein of 228 amino acids. The transcript has 4 exons. NCBI's taxonomy places the organism in Eukaryota, Metazoa, Priapulida, Priapulimorpha, Priapulimorphida, Priapulidae. The record is from RefSeq and is a predicted model, not a curated record.